Molecule: messenger RNA, 717 nt
Organism: Pleurotus ostreatus (oyster mushroom)
Lineage: Eukaryota; Fungi; Basidiomycota; Agaricomycetes; Agaricales; Pleurotaceae
Exons: 9
Coding region: 1-717 (238 amino acids)
Molecular function (GO): mRNA binding
Source: RefSeq, a predicted model, not a curated record
AUGCCUGGAAUUCUGUCUGGCUUCUGGAAGGGACUUUUGGAAGCUGAGCAUUUCCAAAUCCGUGCAGUUUUCCUCAUCCUUCCUUUCUCCCCCAACUGUCCAUCGUUUCCCGGUUCCGUCUCGGUUUCGAUUGUCUGUUCUCGUCGUUUCGAAGGGUUCCCCUAUAUUAUAGUCAUGUCGGCCAAGAUCUAUGUUGGAAAUUUAAGUUGGAACACGACCGAUGACACUUUGCGCCAAGCUUUUUCGGAAUUCGGCAACGUUGUUGAUUCCAUUGUCAUGCGCGACCGUGACACAGGUCGCUCCCGUGGCUUCGGCUUCGUUACUUUUGAAGGCCCCCAGGAGGCCGAUGCUGCUAUCCAAGCGUUGAAUGAACAAGAACUUGAUGGCAGGCGCAUCAAGGUUAACCUCGCUAAUGCUCGUCCUUCUGGUGGAGGUGGAGUGGAGGAGGAGGAGGAGGCGGCUAUGGUGGAGGUCGUGGCGGUGGAUACAGCGGUGGAGGAGGUUACCAAGGUGGAGGCGGCUACGGCGGAGGAGGCUACCAACAGCAAGACGCAGGCUACGGUGGCGGUGGCUACCAAGGUGGAGGAGGAGGAUACCAAGGUGGAGGAUAUCAAGGUGGCGGAGGCUACUAAAGGGAUCCCCUCCCCGUCGCUCCAUGUUCCCCUUCCCCCUUCUUUCCCUCGCGCAUGGCAUCUUGAUGUCUGGCUUGUUUCCUGA